Raphanus sativus (radish) is the source of this 2018-nucleotide messenger RNA. RefSeq lists its product as uncharacterized. The transcript has 7 exons. Bases 168 to 1799 code for a protein of 543 amino acids. The record is from RefSeq and is a predicted model, not a curated record. Gene Ontology annotation, biological process: UDP biosynthetic process. Gene Ontology annotation, cellular component: cytoplasm. Lineage: Eukaryota; Viridiplantae; Streptophyta; Magnoliopsida; Brassicales; Brassicaceae. Gene Ontology annotation, molecular function: UMP kinase activity.
AACCGGUUUAAGUUACCUAAAGGCUUUUUCCACCCUAACGGAACCGUUGACGGCCCAUCUUUUUUUCUCACUCAAGUGCUCUCCUUCCGUUUUCUUGUCUAUCACCGCUAAAUAACGCCGUCUCUGGUGCUGCCGCUGCCUAGCGCCGUGAACGUAACCCUAACGGCAUGGCUUCCUGUGACGACGACUUCUCUCUCCUAGGAGAGGAUCAAUCAAACCCUAACCAACAUCACCACCACCACCACCAGGUUCUUCACCACGCGCCGUACGCUCCCAGACGAUUCGCCCCGAAGCUCUCGAACCAGAUCCACGUGCCUCACCACCAGAGCAACGGCGACGAGGACGAAGACCACCACCACGACGUCGUCGCCUCCUCCGCUUUUCACAGCGUGAAUCCCUUCUCCACGGACGAGAGUUCGAAUCCGUAUGAUAACAACAACAACAACAACGCGGCCGUCGACGGAGACGAGGAUCUGGACGCGAACAGAUCCAGGAUCGGAGGCGUUCGCCUGGAGAAGAGGCAGAGUCAGGAGGAGCUCAGCGACGGAGGAACGACGAACGGCGGCGAGACGACUCCGUACGGUAGCUUCAAGAGGCCGAGGACGUCGUCUUCCUCCGCGGCCGGGGAGUACAGGAAGGACAGGGAGGAGUGGAGCGACGCGGCGAUCACGUGUUUGCUGGAUGCGUACUCUGACAAGUUCACUCAGCUCAACAGAGGGAAUCUCCGGGGAAGAGAUUGGGAAGACGUCGCCGCGACGGUGAGUGAGAGGUGCGAGAAGCUGAUCAAGAGUGUGGAACAGUGUAAGAACAAGAUCGAUAAUCUUAAGAAGAGGUAUAAGCUAGAGAGGCAUAGGAUGAGUAGUGGUGGAACAUCGGCUAGCCAUUGGCCUUGGUUCAAGAAGAUGGAAGAGAUUGUUGGUAACUCAAUGACCACGAAAGGCGCGUCUGACGAAGAUAGAAGCGGCAGCUCGCUGGGGAAUGCAGCCAAGCCAGCGAGGAGGUAUCCCUUGGUGACAUAUAGCCCUGGAGUUCAGAUAAAUAACGUCAAGUCCAAGGCUACAUCAAACCCUAGAUGGCGAAGAGUGGUUUUGAAAAUCAGUGGUGCUGCACUUGCCUGCACGGGUCCUAAUAACAUUGAUCCGAAGAUCGUCGGUCUGAUUGCUAGAGAAGUUGCAAUGGCUUGUCGUCUUGGUGUAGAGGUAGCAAUAGUUGUUGGGAGUCGGAACUUAUUUUGCGGUGGUACAUGGAUUACCGCUACUGGUUUGGAUAGAACCACUGCAUAUCAUAUCAGUAUGAUGGCGUCUGUGAUGAAUUCUGUUUUACUUCAGUCAUCUCUGGAGAAAAUGGGAGUUCAGGCACGGUUACAAACUGGAAUCGCGGUUCAGGGGGUCGGGGAGCCUUACAAUCGUCAGCGAGCCACCCGGCAUCUAGAUAAAGGCAGAGUGGUAAUAUUUGGUGGCAUUGGUGCAACGCUUGGAAACCCACUUUUAUCAUCCGAUGCAGCUGCAGCCCUUCGAGCUAUAGAAAUUAAUGCAGAGGCAAUGGUGAAAGGAACAAACGUGGAGGGUGUUUAUGAUUGUCAUUCACAAGAUAGUAACGCCACGUUCGAGCACAUAACAUUCCACGAUUUGGCUUCUAGAGGUCUUACAACAAUGGACACAAUGGCCCUUAACUUUUGUGAAGAGAACAGCAUUCCAGUUGUGGUGUUCAACUUUCUUGAAGCUGGAAACAUCACAAAGGCAUUGUGCGGAGAACAAGUCGGUACUUUGAUCGACAGGACUGGGAGGGGUGUGAGUUAGUAUGAUGAGCUUUCAUUUAUAACGCUUUUUUCUCUGUAACUUUUAUUUGCUCCUUUUUAUCUUAUAGUAAUUAUAUUCCAUAGAUGAAGAUGACAAAAAAAAAGAGAGGAAAAUGUUUUCACUCUCUUCAUGGAGCUGCUCUCCAUUCACCAGACUUCUUUUACAUUUGUUUUCAUUGUUUAUGACAUCUGAGUUGAGUUAAGUUAACAUGCCGUUGUA